AGCACGGCCCGCCUCCUCCUCCUGCUCAGCCCGCGGCCGCCGACGUUCUCCACAACGUGCCCGCGGUGCUCAAAGAACAGGCGGCUGAGGCAAAAACGAGUCCUUUCGGAGAGGAAGUUGACACGCUAUUUCGUGGAUCACCGCAGAGUGCGUGUGGUUGGGGGACAAGGAGGAGGAGGGGGUCAUUCUUUCUAUAGUGAACCCCGAAAAAUAUUUGGAGGUCCUGAUGGUGGAAAUGGAGGUGAUGGCGGCCACGUCAUUUUGAAAGCUGACCAGCAAGUGAAAUCCCUUUCUUCAGUCCUCCCAUUCUACCAAGGUUGUCAUGGAGAGAGAGGGGGAAGUAAAAACUGCUAUGGAGCCAACGGCGCCUGCGUGUACGUGAAGGUCCCUGUCGGCACGUUGGUUAAGGAGGAUGGGAAGGUCAUGGCUGACCUGACCCAGGAUGGUGAGGAAUAUGUUGCAGCAUACGGAGGAGCUGGAGGGAAAGGCAAUCGCUUCUUCCUCUCCAACGAGAACAGAGCUCCCACGUUCUUCACUCCAGGAGAGCCAGGCCAGGAGAGGGUCCUCCAUUUGGAAAUGAAGACAACGGCUCACGCAGGACUGGUGGGCUUUCCCAAUGCUGGGAAAUCAUCACUUCUGAGAGCAAUCUCCCGUGCAAAGCCAGCUGUGGCUGCCUACCCCUUCACAACCCUGAAUCCCCACGUCGGCAUCGUCCACUAUCAAGACUAUGAGCAGGUGGCAGUUGCUGACAUUCCUGGCCUGAUAAAAGGUGCUCAUCAGAACAGGGGCCUGGGGAUGAGCUUCCUGAGGCAUAUUGAACGCUGCCGCUUCCUCCUCUACGUGCUGGACCUCUCUGUGCCUCAGCCAUGGAUGCAGCUGCAGGACUUGAAAUAUGAACUGGAACAAUAUAAAAAAGGAUUGUCUGAAAGACCUUGUGUUGUCGUUGGGAAUAAGAUUGACCUUGCUGACUCCAGGGUGAACCUGGCACUGCUGAAAGAGCAGGUCGCUGAGCGGGUCAUUGCCUUGUCUGCACUGACAGGAGCCAACCUUGAGGAGCUGCUGCUGCAUCUGAGAGAACUGUAUGAUGCUUAUGUGAAGGCAGAACAGUCACGAGGGCAAAGCCCAGUCAAGUGGUAG
Molecule: messenger RNA, 1137 nt
Organism: Merops nubicus (carmine bee-eater)
Lineage: Eukaryota; Metazoa; Chordata; Aves; Coraciiformes; Meropidae
Gene: MTG2
Product: mitochondrial ribosome-associated GTPase 2
Exons: 6
Cellular component (GO): mitochondrion
Molecular function (GO): GTPase activity; magnesium ion binding; GTP binding
Source: RefSeq, a predicted model, not a curated record